CUGCUGCAUCGUGCCCAGCGCUGACCAGCUAGUCUGAGAUAGACUAUCGCAGAGUCUACACCGUCGCCAUACGCGCGGCUUUCAGUCAUCUGACGAACUCGGAGGAGUAAGCAUCUUUUAUUCAGUACUACCCGGAGAAGAAGCAGAAACUAAGACUGAAUCAAGAUGACGAUUAACAGUGUUGUUCUUCUAUUAGUUGUUGCAAGUGUAAGUGUUAAUGGACAAGGAGUCGUUCCAGGCAUCGACAACAGAUGCUUUGAGCCUGUUCUGACAGGUGUUUGCAGAGCUUAUAUUCCAGCGUUUUAUUUUGACCCUCUGUCAGGAUCUUGCGAUUGUUUCGUUUAUGGCGGAUGCCAAGGGAAUAACAACAGAUUUGGAACACUUGAGGAGUGUCACAAGACUUGUUCCGUACGACCUGAGCUUCAGUUCAACACACCGGCUUGCCAAAGGAUUUUGGGUUCGAAAAAUCCACUGGCCUCCUUAACAUUUUCUCCACAUGUUACUGGAGCGACAGGCUUACGUGCACCUGACACAGCACAACCUCAACCAUCUCAGCCUGAACCAGCCCAGCCUCAGCCAGCCCAGCCUGAACCAACUCAGCCUGAACCAGCGCAGCCUCAGCCAACCCAGACUGAGGCACCACAGCCCAAGCCAGCCCAAACUGAGGCACCAUCACAACCUAAGCCAUCCCAACCAGCACCUUCAAGCUCAUCCUUGGCUAGUAAAGGUGUUACUGGAGUCAUCAUUGGACCAAAUGGAAUACGUCCAGGUACUAUCAGCAUCGGCCAGCCUAUCAAGAUCCCGUCCAGGACAGAUGAUGAUAACAAAUAGUGAAUAAGCUGAUCAAGACCAAAACCAAUCCCGAUGUAUUCCCACGACUGACGUUUAAAGUGUCAGAAGACGAACAUCGGUUUGUACAAACAUGUGUGACCAGAGAAAACGUUUUGUGCUCGAAAAUGCCUCUGCAAACAUCCUUAGAAAGUAUUAACUUAUAUCUUCUCUCAUAAGUCUUUCCAAGAGUAAUGGGACAUUCAGUUUUUAAUUACUUAAUAAAAAGGUGAAUACUUACUACAAUGUUUCCGUUUACAAUAUAUACUUUACAACUUGCUUCCCGAAGUAUGCUGAAUGUACUUUAUAAAUUGUUAAAAUCUUCACUGCUUCCCAGAAUAACGAAUAUGUACUAUAGAUAAUUGUAAUUCCCGCAAUGUAUAUUUAUAUAAUGAUAAAUAUAUUAAUUACACCUUUCUGAUUA
This is a messenger RNA of Macrobrachium nipponense, 1252 nucleotides long. RefSeq names its product papilin-like. Lineage: Eukaryota; Metazoa; Arthropoda; Malacostraca; Decapoda; Palaemonidae. The transcript has a single exon. Bases 166 to 831 code for a protein of 221 amino acids. The record is from RefSeq and is a predicted model, not a curated record. Gene Ontology annotation, molecular function: serine-type endopeptidase inhibitor activity.